AAAUAAAAUAGCCAUUUCUAACCCUCUGUGUCGGUGUUAUCUGUUCGUAAUAUAGACGGCUGUUAUCCCGCAGAGGCGCAUGAGUGUAAUGGCCGCUCAAACUAGAGCUCUCGUAGCGGCCCGGUGGCUCGCAGACGCUGUCAAAAGCAACCGAGUGGGACCAAAUCUGCGGAUAUUAGACGCAUCAUGGUAUUUACCAAAAAUGAAACGUAACCCCAGGGCUGAGUUUGAACAAACGCACAUUCCGGGAGCCUCGUUUUUCGACAUCGACGAAUGUUGCGACAAAAGCUCGGAGUUUGAUCACAUGCUGCCUACCAAGGGCGAGUUUGCAGACUAUGUGGGUAACCUGGGUAUAGGAAACAACACUCAUGUCGUCGUUUACGAUGCCAGCGACUUCGGUUCGUUCUCCGCACCGCGGGUUUGGUGGAUGUUUCGAGUGUUUGGGCACAGUUCGGUGUCGGUUCUGGACGGUGGCUUCAAGAACUGGUUAAAAGAGGGUCAUCCUGUUUCCCAGCAGUACAGCAAACAUGCGCCUGUAGACUUCAAAGCGUCCUUUAAAGAGUCAUGGGUCAAAACUUAUGAAGACGUGUUGAACAACAUUAAAACUAAGGAAUUUCAAGUAGUGGACGCCAGAGCCAAUGGGAGAUUUCGUGGGGUUGAACCAGAGCCAAGGGCAAACACAGAGCCUGGUCACAUCCCUGCAUCACUCAACAUGCCUUUUCCAAGCUUCAUGGACCCAGAGUCAGGUCUAGAACGUCCGGUGGAGGAACUAACCAAGCUCUUCCAGCAAGCUGGAGUUGACCUGCAGAAGCCCUUCUGGGUGACCUGUGGCUCAGGUGUAACAGCCUGUCACAUCGCCCUCGCUGCUCACCUGUGCGGACACCCGGGGGUCAGUCUGUAUGAUGGGGCCUGGUCCGAGUGGUUCACCAAAGCUGCACCUGAACACAUCAUCUCUGAGGGAAAAGGAAAACAGCCAUGAUUAAUGGUGUCUUAGACCCAUGCGGCACCUUUUCAUCAAUAAACAACUGAUGACCAAUAGAAUCACUAGACUUUUAAAAAAAUCACUGUGUUUUUUGUACUAAUAUUGUUUAAGAACUAAAGUCUAUUUCUGGUUACAGUUAUUUACACCUUGGAAGGGUGUUAAAAUUAGACAUAAGUAUAUCAUUAUGCUUUACCAAUUCAUAGCUCAAUUAAGCUGCCAAAUAUCCUGAAUUUAUGGUCUGGUCACUUCAAAAACUUUGAUUACUAUAUAAUUGUCCUAGUCAAAGUAAAAUAGCAUUGCUUAUUGUAAACAUGUGAUGCAUAUUUGUGUCACCUUAAAUAAUUUGGUGCUUUUAACUAAGGCUGAUUAGUAAGUGAUUUACGGGUUAUCGAUUGGAAGUGUUUCUAAGUUCAGUUGUUAAAGACUUAUGUAUUAAAGUAAGUUUUUAUACCUGCAUAUCUAGGUUAAAGUUAAUGUCCUUGAUUUGAAUGGGCCUAAUGACCUUUGAUUGUAAUUGUCAAAACCACCUACAAAAAUAAUCUAUUUACAAGACUGUUAUUAUAUCCAUAACAUUAAGUUAAUUUUCUUGUAAUUUGUCUCAUCAGAUAUUUUUCUGGCAACAUGCGAUUGAUCUGUUACUAUUUACUAGUUUUAUAAACAAGUAAAAUCCAAG
Molecule: messenger RNA, 1655 nt
Organism: Danio rerio (zebrafish)
Lineage: Eukaryota; Metazoa; Chordata; Actinopteri; Cypriniformes; Danionidae
Gene: mpst
Product: mercaptopyruvate sulfurtransferase
Cellular component (GO): mitochondrion
Molecular function (GO): thiosulfate-cyanide sulfurtransferase activity; sulfurtransferase activity
Source: RefSeq, marked validated